Molecule: messenger RNA, 2150 nt
Organism: Saimiri boliviensis boliviensis (Bolivian squirrel monkey)
Lineage: Eukaryota; Metazoa; Chordata; Mammalia; Primates; Cebidae
Gene: PHKG1
Product: phosphorylase kinase catalytic subunit gamma 1
Biological process (GO): glycogen metabolic process; protein phosphorylation
Cellular component (GO): phosphorylase kinase complex
Molecular function (GO): calmodulin binding; ATP binding; phosphorylase kinase activity
Source: RefSeq, a predicted model, not a curated record
GCAGGCCUUGGCCUGCCUCCCGGGUUUGCAGUGGUGAUUUAUUUUUGGUACGUCAGCCUCUGGUCAUCAAAUAGCAAAACCCAAAACAGGAGCAGCACGAUAUCUUCCAAGUGUCUGCUCAGGACACGGCUUCAGCCCUCGGUGGUCCCCUCUCCCCAGGGGCCCUGAGGCCUUUGGGAUACUUGUCAAGCUCCUUCAAGAGCCUGCAAGGACUUAACGAGUCGCCCAGAGUCCCCCCGCUGAGCAUCUGAGCAUGACCCGGGAUGAGGCACUGCCGGACUCUCAUUCCGCACAGGACUUCUAUGAGAAUUACGAGCCCAAGGAGAUACUGGGCAGGGGCGUUAGCAGUGUGGUCAGGCGCUGCAUCCACAAGCCCACGAACCAGGAAUACGCUGUGAAGGUCAUCGACGUCACCGGUGGAGGCAGCUUCAGCCCCGAGGAGGUGCGGGAGCUGCGGGAAGCCACGCUGAAGGAGGUGGACAUCCUGCGGAAGGUCUCAGGGCACCCCAACAUCAUACAGCUGAAGGACACUUAUGAGACCAACACUUUCUUCUUCUUGGUGUUUGACCUAAUGAGGAGAGGGGAGCUCUUUGACUACCUCACCGAGAAGGUCACCUUGAGUGAGAAGGAAACCAGGAAGAUCAUGCGAGCUCUGCUGGAGGUGAUCUGCACCUUGCACAAACUCAACAUUGUGCACCGGGACCUGAAGCCUGAGAACAUCCUCUUGGAUGACGACAUGAACAUCAAGCUCACUGACUUUGGCUUUUCCUGCCAGCUGGAGCCUGGAGAGAGGCUCCGAGAGGUCUGUGGGACCCCCAGUUACCUGGCCCCUGAGAUCAUCGAGUGCUCCAUGAACGACGACCAUCCAGGCUACGGGAAGGAGGUGGACAUGUGGAGCACGGGAGUCAUCAUGUACACACUGCUGGCCGGCUCCCCGCCCUUCUGGCACCGGAAGCAGAUGCUGAUGCUGAGGAUGAUCAUGAGUGGCAACUAUCAGUUUGGCUCACCCGAGUGGGAUGACUACUCGGACACCGUGAAGGACCUGGUCUCCCGCUUCCUGGUGGUGCAGCCCCAGAGCCGCUGCACAGCAGAAGAGGCCUUGGCACACCCCUUCUUCCAGCAGUACGUGGCGGAGGAAGUGCGGCACUUCAGCCCCCGGGGGAAGUUCAAGGUGCUUGCUCUGACCGUGCUGGCUGCAGUGCGGAUCUACUACCAGUACCGCCGAGUGAAGCCCGUGACCCGGGAGAUCGUCAUCCGAGACCCCUACGCCCUCCGGCCUCUGCGCCGGCUCAUCGACGCCUACGCCUUCCGAAUCUACGGCCACUGGGUGAAGAAGGGGCAGCAGCAGAACCGGGCCGCCCUCUUCGAGAACACACCCAAGGCAGUGCUCCUCUCCCUGGCUGAGGAGGACUACUGAGGGGCUGGCCAGUCAGGGAGGGCUAGAGGGCAGGCGGGGAGGGGAAGCCAGGGAAAUAAAAGUCGAAGGGGUGAGACGCACGCAGGCCUCUGCGGAAGCACUUGGCCCUCACCGGAAACCCCUGCAGUUGAGGCCAUGACCCCCUCAAAGGCUGUGCACGAGGGAAGCAGGUGUUCCCACCACACAGCAAUACCUGCAGGCUGGCCAGGCCCUGGGUGGGCAGAGAUGACAUGUGGGCUGAGACCCAGAAGCCCCCUGCUCCUCCACUUCCUAGAUGAGCCACCAUCUCAGUCUCUCUUUAGGGGAGGCGCAGAGUUACUGACACUCGGGCCCUCUUUCCUUAGGGUCCCUAGGGUGAGGAUCAAAGACAGAAAUGAGGUUGUAUUGACCCCGUGACACCUAGUGACAGUGCGGGAGCAGGCUACCCUCCAGUAGCAUGUUUUUAGAGGCAUAUGGAGAAGGGGAUCCAGGCAUGGUGGCUCACACCUGUAAUCCCAGCACUUUGGGAGGUCAAGGUGGGAGGAGUGCUUGAGGCCAGGAGUUCAAGACCAGCCUGGGCAACAUAGUGAGAUCCCAUUACUAUAAAAAGUAGCCAGGCAUGGUGGUGCACACUUGUAGUCCCAGCUACUUGGGAAGCUGAGGUGGGAGAAUUGCUUGAGCCCAGGAGUUGAAGGCUGCAGUGAGCUGUGAUCACCACCGUCCUCUGGUGUGGGCAAAGCAAGACCCUGUCUCA